UUGCCUCGGCGUACCACACGGACAAACGAUUGUCAAUGGACUAUUUGAGACGGAUUUCAGUCUGCUUCUGCGACGGUUCCCUGCGUUUCGGCUGUCUGGGUUUUUUUUUUUCCUUUUUUUUUUGUUACUUGUUUGCAACCAAAUUCCUAUCCGGAUGGAAAGGAGAGCCACAAAGAGAAAGGACUAAUUUCCAAACAAAAUGCCGCCACAUUGACUCUUUUCUCUGAAGUGACUAAGUGAAUGCAGCCGAGUGUUCUUCUUUAUCACAUGGGAUCACUGCGGAGUCUUUAGGACGUCUUGUUUUCUUCCAUGCCCGGACUGUGGUCCAGUAUAAGCUCAGCGGACCUCAGUCUUUAUAAACUUGUCAGGGACCUGCGGGCAUGGGAGAAGCGACCCCCGCUCAGUCUGCUGCAGGGACAUACGUACCCAUGUUGGGUGUUGGCUUAGGAGCUAUGCCCGGUGGGGUCAGCAACGGGCCGGUGAUGGCCACUUCCAGGGGCUCCGCGGUACCACAACUGCACAACGCCAUAGUGGAGCGUUUACGCGCCCGGAUAGAGCUGUGCAGGAGGCACCACUCUACCUGCGAGAACCGCUACCAGAGAGGUCAGGCCGAGAGCUCUGACAGGGAGCACGAGAGCACGCUUCAGCUGCUCAACAUAGUCCACCAAGGUCCUGGGAACCGCAAGGCAAAGGGUAGCCGGGGAUCGAACCAGCAGCCACCAGAGUACAGCAGAGCUAACGGAGAGCGAAAGGGCUCAGACGGUGAGCAGAAGAUCUCCACACGCAUAGCGCUGCAUGGGUCUUUGCGAAGGAAGAUCGAGGGGCACGCUCCAGGACAAACACCAAAGCAAAAUGGCCUCUCCUGUAGUUUCUCUGGAUCAGACUUUAAGCGGGUCCGUGUGGACAGCGGUGGUCUGGGACACGGGACCUGUAACCACAACAUGGUCCAGUCUCAUUCUCUGCAAGGGUCCUCAGCCAUGGGCAUGCAGAGGAAGAAUUACAUGAUGCCUCAUGGACUGGGGUCAGACAUAUUCAACAUGACCCUGAAAGAAAUGAAGAAAGAGCCCUCUGAGAUCCAGUCUUGUGACCAGUCAAAUGCAGAGAUGAUCUUUGACUUCAAAGAUGAAGGUAGUGGUCAGAUUGAUCCAGAGCUCCAGGAUCUCUUCGAUGAGCUGACAAAGACAGUGCCUCCACUGAAUGACCUGGAGUUUGAAAAGAUGCUAAAGCAGGAUGAUACAUUUGGGUUGGAUCUAGGACGACCGAGCUCAGCCGGAGCAGCUGCCAGUCUGUGUUCUCCGAUGGAGAAGCCGAUAAAGACGGAGCACUCACCAGAUUUUGGGCAGGUUCAUUGUGGCUCACCACAGCUUCGACCGGCCUCGGCAGGGCCCACUUUCACAUUGACCAGCACCUCUUCAACCACCACGUCGCAGAAAGCUAACACUCAGGCAGGACACCCCAGGAUGCCCUGCUGGCCUGAAAUAUCCCACGCGGAGCAGCUAAAGCAGAUGGCGGCAAACCAGCAGCAACCGAAUUCUCUUCUCCAUCACCACCACCACCAAGCCCCACCUGUGGCACUGACCAGCUGGGCUCCCGCCAUGAGCACCCACUCCUCCACCAGCACCUUCCCCCAAGACAAGGUCUCCAGCCCAGCCCCACUAAACCAGCAGAGGAUUGGGUCUCACAGUAAAGGGAUCAACAACUGUCUCUUCAAGUCAAACAGCCACAAUGGCUCCAGUCAUUUGGACAUGAAGGUUCUCAGCACCAAGCCUGCAUUGCACUUCAGCCCCAAAGUACCCCAUUCUGCCAGCCAGCCCAUGUCUAUCAUCGCUAAUCCAGUGAACAAGACAGAACAGCAGCAACCGUCAUCUUCACCGGGCCCGAAUCAGCCACAUUCAGCUCUCCAUUUCCAGAACCAACAAAUCUCCACAUCAGGAGCCCUUUGUCUGCAACCCAAGAAUGCUCAUUCAGGGCUGCCAUUCAGACCAUCGCAGCAGCGACAGGGUGUUCCUGCUGGUCCAAGGCUGCCCACUAAUGGAAGCUUAGGAGUCAUGCCAGCCCAGUCGCAGCCACGACCCUCAGCCCCCAACAACCAGCAGAAAGGCCCAGCAAAGACUCAGGCCAUGCAAAGACAGCUUAACCAACCACAGCACACCAUCUGCAAUUCAGACAAAGAUAAUACGCACGAUCAGUUCAGUCGUCAUCUGACAAGACCGCCGCCAGAUUACAAGCAGACGAGAAGUAUAGUUGGAGUUCAGCAGGGAAACGUCUUCCCAGGUCAAAACUCCUCCCAGUCUCCCAACAGUGGCCCCGAGAAGAGCCUACAAUCUUGUCACCUCCCAAGUGGUUCUGCUUCAAAGAUGAGUCCUUCACCAUCAGACCGCAGAUUCAGUAUCGGGACCGAUUGUCACCCUAGCUCUUGCAUCAGCCAGUGCCAGCAGCAAAACAGUCACAGUCGAAUUGGACUGAAUCAGAGUAAACCCAGGUUCCAGGGUCCAAACACACAAGGAAAGUCCUUUGGGAUGAACAGCGUGGCAGGUGUACAACAACACCAGAGAUCGAUGCCUGACUUGCGCUGCUCUGUGCCAGGACAGGGUGUAGGAGGCUUGAUGACAAAUGUCAACAUGGGCUGGGGUUCAGCCAACAAGCAAGUGACAGCCGGACUCGGUGUCAGGCAGCUACCCAACCCGCUGCAGUCUCAGGGUGUGCCGGACUUGCCGAACCAUCCAUACCAACAGAGACACAUCGCCCCACCCAACCAGGUAGCACCAGACAUCGGCAUGCACCCUCUAAACCCUUCACUAAGAGACAUAGGCCCAAGAGUAAGCCAGCCAAUGAUGGGCUCGCCAUCUGGGGUGGGAAACCUGAACCAGGCCUCGCCUGAACAGAGGGUACCAGCAGGGAACUUUGCAGAGCCCAGUCCCCGCUCGAGCAGCUUCCAUAAUAACAGAACCAACCGUCUGACCUUUGACUUCCUCCCAGAGGGAGACAACACAGUUCCGGGAAUCAACGCCGACUCGGACUUCAUAGAUUCCCUGCUCAAAUCUGGCUCUGGAAAUGACGACUGGAUGAAAGAUAUAAAUUUGGAUGAGAUUCUCGGCAGUCACUCAUGAAUUUGGGUCACAAAUGACUAAAAAUGGACCCACAGCUCGUGUUGCGGAGGCCAUGUAUGUAAGGUGGAAGGGAUAACAUUCGUAAGUAAUAUUAAAAUGGAAUUUUAUAGACUGAUUAUUAUUACCCAGAUAUACUGAAUUGUUUUGUAUUGUAUUUACUGUGAAAUUAAAUUGUGUUCUGUCCUAAGUACUCUGCAUAUCCCUUCCUGGUAUAUUGGCUGAGAAACUGCUUUUCUAUGCAGUCGCUGUUUUUGUGGUCUGUGUUUCAUGCUCCAGUGCUGUCUUAUAGGCUAAAAUCCACACUGUGAAAAUAUUGCUGUUAUUUUCCUUUUCAUCCUGGUUUGUGUUCUCAGUCCAGCGUCACACGGUUUUAGCUUUCCAGUGUUUUGCUGCCGUACACGAGCAGUCUGUGCCACCGCACGUUUUUCUUUACUUCAUUUUUGUUCAAGCCUUUUCAUCUGUGGUAGUUUUCAACGCAGUUUAAAUUAUGUAACCUUUUUUUUUCUC
This is a messenger RNA of Archocentrus centrarchus (flier cichlid), 3617 nucleotides long. It is a transcript of the gene maml2, whose product is annotated as mastermind like transcriptional coactivator 2. Bases 381 to 3110 code for a protein of 909 amino acids. Gene Ontology annotation, biological process: positive regulation of transcription of Notch receptor target; Notch signaling pathway. The record is from RefSeq and is a predicted model, not a curated record. Lineage: Eukaryota; Metazoa; Chordata; Actinopteri; Cichliformes; Cichlidae. The transcript is spliced from 6 exons. Gene Ontology annotation, cellular component: nucleoplasm; nuclear speck. Gene Ontology annotation, molecular function: transcription coactivator activity.